Molecule: messenger RNA, 2668 nt
Organism: Megalops cyprinoides (Indo-Pacific tarpon)
Lineage: Eukaryota; Metazoa; Chordata; Actinopteri; Elopiformes; Megalopidae
Gene: b4galt7
Product: xylosylprotein beta 1,4-galactosyltransferase, polypeptide 7 (galactosyltransferase I)
Exons: 6
Coding region: 658-1614 (318 amino acids)
Biological process (GO): proteoglycan biosynthetic process; carbohydrate metabolic process
Molecular function (GO): xylosylprotein 4-beta-galactosyltransferase activity
Source: RefSeq, a predicted model, not a curated record
AAUAGCCAGCGUGUAGCAUUUUUUUCAGCGGAAAGGAAGACCGUUUGAUUGUAGGUUUCGUCUGCCAGUGUAUGUACAAUGCGGUUAGCUAGAAGGGGGAAAAACGUCUUGUUAUGUCGAUGUAUAGGAUUCAUUAGAUUUAAUUGCUGUAACCUUCGAUAGCUUACUACAACGGCUUUUAAUAAUAACCGUUAGCUGUCUAUGUUAGCAUGCCAGUUAGAUCAGUGUAGCUGUCGCUCACUCUACCUUGAAUUAUCACAGCUAGACUAGAUAUCUGAAAAAGGGAAAUGUAGCAAGGCAGCUGACUUAAUUAACGUUAGCUAGCUAGCUAGCUAUUCGAAGCGAAAGCGAAUCCAUGCUAUAUUAACCAGCUAAGUAACUAGCCUGGUACAUUAUGCCAUUUUCUAUUAUAAUUAGUUGGAUAAGAGAAGAAUAGGCUUUCAUCGGGACAUGAUGGCGUUGAAGUAAAAUGGAAGGAGAAAAUUGACAAGGAGAUGUACAUUUGUAGAUUUACAGCCAAGACAUCAGUUUCUUGUACGGAUAGAAAAUAGUAGCUAGCAUUAGCUAGACUGCCGAAGUCGAGGGGUGUUAUUUGGCUAGCUAUCUACCAAGUUAGCCAGUUUGCUAAAGACAGUUCUGGGAAGCGUAGUUGUGAAGAUGAUGUAUUCUUCUCGAAGAAAACCGGUUCUCUACUUUAAAGAGGACAGAAGAUUUCUGUCUUGGAAAUGCAGUGUGCUGAAGCUGUUCUGCCUGUGCAUGGCCUUGGUCCUGGGCCCGCUUCUGUGGCUACAGCUCAGCUGCUCGGGUGACAUGAGCCGCGCUGUGGUGGAGGACAGUCAUGUGCCUCACCAACCCUGCCUGCUGGACAGACAGCCAUCCGCAGCGGACGACCCCUCUUGGGGUCCUCAUAAAAUGGCCCUCCUCAUCCCUUUCCGGGAGAGAUUUGAAGAGCUGCUGGUCUUCGUCCCUUACAUGCAUGCCUACCUGAACAAGAAGAAAAUACGACACAAGAUCUUUGUCAUCAACCAGUUGGAUCACUAUCGCUUCAAUAGGGCUUCACUUAUCAACGUCGGCUUCGUGGAAAGCGGGAAUGACACCGAUUACAUCGCUAUGCAUGAUGUAGACCUGUUGCCUCAGAAUGAAGCGCUGGACUAUGGAUUCCCAGAACAGGGGCCCUUUCACAUAGCUUCCCCGGAGCUGCAUCCGCUCUACCACUAUAAGACCUACGUGGGAGGGAUACUGCUCCUCACUAAGCAGCACUAUCAAAUGUGCAAUGGCAUGUCCAACCGGUUCUGGGGCUGGGGAAGGGAAGACGAUGAGUUCUACAGGAGACUGAGAACAGCUGGAUUACAGCUGUUUCGACCCAGUGGGAUAACCACGGGUUACAAAACCUUCCGACACAUUCACGACCCUGCCUGGAGGAAGAGAGACCAGAAGAGAAUAGCUGCCCAAAAGCAGGAACAGUUCAAGGUGGACCCGGAGGGUGGGUUGACCAACCUGCGGUACAAGGUGGAGUCCAGGCAGGAGCUCACGAUCAGCGGUGCCCCCUGUACUGUCAUCAGUGUUACACUGGAGUGUGACCAUAGCCAAACGCCUUGGUGUCUACUAAGUUAGUAUGCCUUGAAUCUGGUCACGUGGACCAUAGGUCAGUGGAGAGGGGUCUGGAUCCGCCUUCUGGCUGCAUACAGAGGCUGCCAGGGACCAGGAAACCCCUCUGUGUUACGCCAACAAAGACAUGUAGGCAUAAAGGCAGGGCAUGGAUGGCCACUGCAGUGACAGCGUCAUUUAAACUGGACUAGUAUUUCCCCCUUUGUCUUUCAGUUCUGGAUAAACUACAUAAUAGCUGCCUAAGUUGGUCUUGGAGAAAAGUGCUGAAUCACGGACUAAAUUUCAGGGACUUUUUUGAAGAGGUCACAAAACUGAACCUUUUGCUAGGAUCUUAUGUGAGCAGAAAUGAGGUACACAUUGUAUGUGGAAACAAUUUAACAGGACUUUUUUUUUUGAAGAGAUAGCAGUUGGCAGAUGAUCCAUUUGGAGUGAAUUUGCUAUGGUAAUACAGGUAAUACUUGGAGAUGUUGAAAUGUAUUUCAUGUACUUCUGGAACGUUUUACGUGUGCUUCAGUCAGUAUUAUUGUUUACAUGUGGUGUCUGAAAAUCAUACAUUGCAAGACUGUUCUUUCCUUCAAAGGCACUUGAAGUUGUGUUACCAUUUCAGAGUGGGUGGAAAGGUGCUUGGAUGGAAAGACCUGUUUUGUCAUCAUGAACCUCAUGCUGCUUGGUAAAGGAGUUUCCUUGAUACGCUAACAGUGCCACAAUAGGUUUUAUGUCCAAGUUGUAAAACACUUUGUUCCCUGUUUGAUUUGUUUUAUCGGCGGACUGAAGCAGGAGGUCAAGAGGACCGCGUUGAUGUGAUCCUAUCAGUAAACAGAGCACAUGACAUGAACUCUUAACUGUAUCCCUUUACAUACUGCGUCAGUUGCGCAAAAACAAAGCCUUGGUAUAAUCUGUUGGCUUUCAUACAACGGAGAUUAAAUGGUAUGGUACGUGUGUUUGCACAGUAUGUAUAUAAAGUGCUGAAUCAGAGACCUGUAAAAUGUGUGGUCCUGCUCAUUCCUCUUUCCUGCUGUUUUUUUUUUCUUCAAUGCAACUUUUCAAAAAUAUAUUACCU